UUUUCCACACCUUUGAUGUCCACAGCAACAAGCUAAAAGUCAUCUAAGUACUCAAAUUGACAUGGCUGCAAUAGUUGCAUUCUUGAAUUUGAUCAUCAUGUUUUCAGUAGUCUCUACAGGCAAUUCACUGAGCUUAAACUACUACGAAAAAACAUGCCCUGGUUUGGAGUACAUUGUUGCCAAGGCAGUGAAGGAUGCCACUGCCAAGGACAAAACUGUUCCAGCAGCACUUCUGCGAAUGCACUUCCAUGAUUGUUUCAUUCGGGGGUGUGAUGCCUCUGUGCUGCUAAAUUCAAAAGGAAACAACAAAGCAGAAAAGGACGGGCCACCAAAUGUUUCUUUGCAUGCAUUUUAUGUCAUUGAUGCAGCAAAGAAAGCAGCAGAAGCCUCAUGCCCUGGUGUAGUCUCUUGUGCUGAUAUCCUUGCUCUAGCAGCAAGGGACGCAGUUUUUCUGUCCGGAGGGCCUACGUGGGAUGUUCCUACAGGAAGAAAGGAUGGUAGAACAUCUAAGGCAAGUGAAACCAUACAAUUACCUGCGCCAACCUUCAACUUAUCACAACUGCGACAGAGCUUCUCUCAAAGAGGACUGUCAGGGGAAGAUCUGGUAGCUCUGUCAGGGGGGCACACUUUGGGUUUCUCUCACUGCUCAUCUUUCCGGAACAGACUCCACAACUUCGAUGCUACACAUGAUGUUGACCCUAUAUUAAAUCCGGCAUUUGCAGCAAAACUGAAAUCAAUUUGUCCAGUAAAAAAUCAGGCAAAAAAUGCUGGCACCACCAUGGACCCUUCAUCAACAAGUUUCGAUAAUACAUAUUUCAAGUUGAUCCUCCAACAGAAAGGCCUGUUUUCUUCUGAUCAAGCUUUGCUUGAUAACCCAGACACCAAGAAUCUGGUUACAAAGUUUGCCAGCUCACAAAAGGCUUUUUUUGAGGCUUUUGCAAAGUCCAUGAUCAAAAUGGGUAGCAUCAAUGGUGGGCAGGAGGUUAGAAAGAACUGCUGGGUGAUCAAUUAAAAAGUCUUAAUUCAAGUUAAAUUGAUGUUCUAAACAAAUUAGAAGUAUGAAAUUGGUGGAUCAAAUUUCCAAGAUGGAAAGAAUAUUACGUGUUUUUCCUCUAUGAGAGGAACAUGUAUAUUUAUCUCAAGUUAAUAAAAUCUCAAGAAUGUCUUGGGAAAUUAAUUUUGAACUUAGUUAUAAAAUAUAUCAUUUUGGUAGUC
Cajanus cajan (pigeon pea) is the source of this 1215-nucleotide messenger RNA. RefSeq names its product peroxidase 64. Gene Ontology annotation, molecular function: heme binding; peroxidase activity. The record is from RefSeq and is a predicted model, not a curated record. NCBI's taxonomy places the organism in Eukaryota, Viridiplantae, Streptophyta, Magnoliopsida, Fabales, Fabaceae. Gene Ontology annotation, biological process: hydrogen peroxide catabolic process; response to oxidative stress.